Molecule: messenger RNA, 2958 nt
Organism: Thunnus maccoyii (southern bluefin tuna)
Lineage: Eukaryota; Metazoa; Chordata; Actinopteri; Scombriformes; Scombridae
Gene: sec14l1
Product: SEC14-like protein 1
Exons: 16
Coding region: 184-2316 (710 amino acids)
Biological process (GO): negative regulation of RIG-I signaling pathway
Cellular component (GO): cytoplasm; cytosol
Molecular function (GO): RIG-I binding
Source: RefSeq, a predicted model, not a curated record
GGCUGCACACUGACAAAUGUUGUAAGCUGUUUUUCGUUUUACAGUUUACAAUGCGGGGAACUAUAUUUUCUUCUCUCAGCUGACGGUGUGGAUAACAUUGAGAUAGUUGAGCUACAUUGACGCAACAUAAAUCCACCAUUCAGGAUUCAAAACCGCUAGGUUGCUGGUAAAUGAGCUGCAACCAUGGUGCAGGAAUACCAGUCUCCUGUCCGGGUCUACAAGCAUCCAUUUGAGUUAAUAAUGGCGGCCUAUGUGAGGAGGUUCCCGAAGAGCCCCUUGAUCCCAGUGUUUGUAGACAGCGAGAUCAUCAGUGAGAGCCAAAGUGAAGAUGAAUCUACACUGGUAACUGAGAGGCGCUGUACGAUCGAAGUUGAUGCCCCACGACUUCUUAAACGGAUGGCUGGUGUAGACUACCUGUACUUCAUCCAGAAGAACACUCUGAAUCGCAGAGACAGGACGCUUCACAUUGAGGUCCGCAACGAGACCUUUUCCAGCAGAGUCAUUGUACACGAGUGCUGCAACUACACGGUUCAUCCAGAAAAUGAGAACUGGACAUGCUUCGAACAGACAGCUAGUCUGGACAUUAAGUCCUUUUUUGGCUUUGAGAGCUCAGCGGAGAAGAUAGCGAUGAAACAGUAUGCUAGUAGCAUUAAAAAGGGUAAAGAAAUUGUUGAGUACUACCUCAGAGAGCUGGAGGAGGAGGGAAUAACUUACAUACCUCCUUGGACACCCCCUGUUGUCUCUCACACUGCUGCUGCCAGGCUCCAGCUGCCACCGGCCUCUAGUACCAGAGUCAUCCCUGUCAACAGUGCCAAGGAUGGGCUGUCCAAUAAAGACACUGUCGGCCCCACAGAGCUAGUGGCUGGUUCCCCUGAUGACAAAUUGGAUGCUGAUUACAUCAGACGUUACCUAGGUGAUUUAACGCCUCUGCAGGAGAGCUGUCUUAUUCGACUGCGCCAGUGGCUCCAGGAAACCCACAAGGGCAAGAUUCCAAAGGAUCAGCACGUGCUGCGCUUCCUGAGGGCCAGAGACUUUAACAUCGACAAAGCCAGGGAGCUCUUGUGCCAGUCACUUACCUGGAGGAAGCAACAUCAGGUGGAUUUCCUGUUAGACUCCUGGGACCGUCCCCAGCUACUUCAGGACUAUUACACUGGAGGCUGGCACCACCAUGACAGAGAUGGCCGUCCUCUGUAUAUCUUGCGUCUGGGUCAAAUGGACAUUAAGGGUUUGGUACGAGCCUUGGGAGAGGAGGUGCUACUGAGACAGGUUCUGUCCAUCAACGAGGAGGGACUGAGGCGUUGUGAGGAAAACACUAGAGUCUUUGGUCGACCCAUUAGUUGUUGGACUUGCCUGGUGGAUCUGGAGGGUCUUACUAUGCGUCACCUGUGGAGACCAGGAGUUAAGGCUCUGCUGAGAAUCAUUGAGGUGAUAGAGGCCAACUACCCAGAGACUCUGGGUCGCCUGCUCAUCCUGAGGGCACCCAGAGUUUUUCCAGUGAUCUGGACCCUGGUCAGCCCCUUGAUUGAUGAAAACACCCGUAAGAAGUUCCUUGUUUAUGCUGGAAAUGACUACCAGGGUCCAGGAGGCUUGGUGGACUACAUAGACAGAGAGAUCAUCCCCGACUUCUUGGGAGGGGAAACCAUGUGUGACAUCCCUGAGGGAGGUAUGGUCCCCAAAUCUCUAUACAGGACAGCGGAGGAGCUGGAGAGUGAGGAAAACAGGCUGUUGACUGACUCCAUCUAUAAGAGUGCCAGUAUCUUCAAGGGAGCUCCAUAUGAGAUGCUGAUCCAGAUCACAGAGGCCUCCUCCGUCAUCACCUGGGACUUUGAUGUGUCUAAAGGCGAUGUGAUCUUCAACAUCUACCAUUCCAAGAGGCCCCCUCAACCUCCGAAGAAAGACACUCUUGGAGCCCAUGGCAUCACGUCCUUAGGGACCGUCAACGCCCAGCUGAUAGACAAGAGCUGGGUGCUGGGCCAGGACUACAGCUUGGUGGAGAAGGCCCUCACCUGCAGGGAGGGGGAGAGUGUACAGGGCUCCCACAUAACACGCUGGCCGGGCUUCUACAUUCUCCAGUGGCGCUUCCACAGCUCCCCAGCCUGCUCCGCCUCCAGCCUGCCUCGCGUAGAUGAUGUGCUGGCCUCUCUGCAGGUCUCUUCCCACAAGUGUAAAAUCAUGUACUACACAGAGGUGCUGGCCUCCCAUGACUUCAGGGGAUCCAUGACCAGUCUGGAGUCCAGUCAUAGUGGUUUCUCCCAGCUCAGUGCUGCCACUACUUCCUCUAGCCAAUCACACGCCAGCUCCACCAUAUCAAGGUAGCAUCUGCUCAGCAGGUGUCCAAAGGCAAGAAUGACCUUAAAUGUGCUGACAUCUGCCUCUGACUGUGCCUUAUGCCUUCAAAAAGAGGGUUUUUAAUUAGAAUUUGAUCUGACGUUUGAAGGUGAGAGAAGUAUUGUGGAAUUUUUUUUUUUUUUCAUUUUAGUAGAUCAGUCAAGUUUCAUUGAUUUUUCAAUGUGUCUUGGGAAUUAUGUACCUGAUGUAGCAUUUAUUGUGACUGUGAUGACUGACGUUAUUUUGUAUUAGUAUAAUAGUAGUGGACAAUUUUUUUCAAAUGCAAAUGUGCAUUGCAAAUGUGAAAUAUCUGAUUUGUAGUUAGAUGACAUUCAGGAGGACAUCUGCUAUGAUUCUUAUGGAUGAAUAAAUGAAAAAGGAGAAACCUUACAAACAGCAGUUUUUACAUUAAAUUAAAUAGUGAGAGUGAAAGUAGAAACCAUGUGUACAAUGCACAGAUACUAUCCCUGAAGUUGCUUCCAUUGUCCACAAGAUGUCACUGUACUCUGUAAUAGAAACUGCUCACAACUAAUCUGCAGUGGAUUUAGUACAUCAUGUAUCACUCAUACUGGUCUUCCUCAGAAAUCCAAAGGAGAAUUGCUUGAAUAAAGAAUUUAUUACACAAAUUAA